AUGGCUGUUGCGGCGGCGGCGGCGGCAGCAGCAGCAGCAGCAGCAGAAGCGAGCAGCUUCCAGCAGAACUGCGGAACCGCCGCCGUGUCGGACGUGCGUGUAACGGAGUCACGUCAAGGGCGGGCGGCGGUGGAAGUGGAAGCGGCGGCUGUCGUUAACACCGCUGAAGCAGCCCUUGAUAAUGACUGCGAUAUGACUGACGACUCAGAGCGCAUUCCUAGUUCACACGGUCAAGCUGUUCCUUUUCUCCAGGAGCAGCAGGCGGCGACGGUUUUGGCGACCAGUGGCCUUCGUUGUGUCAGUAACUCGGAACUGGAGGCAGCCACACAAACCUGGUCGGCCCUCGGCGCCGAGGAUGAUGGCGCGGCAAUCCCGGUGACAUGCUGGGCCGCUGGGGCGCCCGUCCACAUUAUCAGAGGUAGCGGCAGGGCUGGCGGCGGCGGCGGCGGGGAUGCUGCUUGCGGUUCCUCAGCGUACGGCAGCAGUGGUACCAGCAGCAGCAACAACAGUCUGCGGCGGCCGCUGUCCACCACGUCCCCAUCCACAACCAUCCUGCCGCCCCACUUGCUCCAGAACCAUCCGAGUAAUAAGGCCGUCAAGAGUAAAGAUCUCGUCCUCCACCUUUCCCAAGACAAUCCCAGUCCAGAGAUAGAUGAAGACAGCAGUAGCAGCAGAAGCAGCACUAGGGACCUGGUGCUUGACCUUGGUGACAAAACUAAUCCAGAAAUGGUGGAGGUCGAGGAUUUCGUCCAUAAGGACGCUGAUGAUACUGAACUGGCUGCGGCCGUGGGUGGCUGCCGGCUCCGCCGCACGGCUACGCAACUACUGCGGCCGCCAUCGGUGGCUCUUGGUGGCGGCAGCCCAGAUAGCCUCCAAGACCUGGACCUUGCGGACGGCGUGGAUGUGCCCGGGGCGGACUCAUCGGGUUCACCCCUGGUGCUGGCGCUGUUGCCCGUGCCGCGGGCUCUGAUGUCGACGCCGAGUCGGGGCUCCAAGGACUUUGCCGACUAUCACCACCAUCACGAGCAGCAACAGCAGUCGCAGCAGCAGCCUUCCGUGCGAAUGUCACGCUUGGGGCCAAAGCAGCAGUAG
Molecule: messenger RNA, 1092 nt
Organism: Volvox carteri f. nagariensis
Lineage: Eukaryota; Viridiplantae; Chlorophyta; Chlorophyceae; Chlamydomonadales; Volvocaceae
Exons: 1
Coding region: 1-1092 (363 amino acids)
Source: RefSeq, a predicted model, not a curated record